UGAGUCUCAUCACAUGGUCCAUAUGCCCGGAGAAAGUGAGCGAUCAUCGCAGCCUCUGCGCUCUCUAAACUCAAUCAGAGUAGGCGGCACUGUUCGCGCUCCACAGCCGAUGAACUGAGAGCAAAAGACCAGCCAUGAUUGUCAGCCUGCAGCUGUUUGAGCUGGAGGAGAGCUGAGGAGCGGUGAUCAUGCCGGAGAAGAGCGCGCAGUAGAAGUCUUCUCACUGAGGAUGGCAGGGAUGCUGCGCGCCGCAUCAGUCUCUCUGGCUCUGUGAAACGCACGGUGCCCUGGACGAGCCGUAAGGCAGGACCUGUGUGUAUGUGUGUGUCUGCAGCUCAGUGGAAUGUUUUCAGAUCUCCCCAAGGUGCUGAUACUGGGGGCCAUCGCAGCGGCCUCUGCCUUCGUGGUCACCAUCCUUAUCGUCUUGGUGUGUGUGGGGUGUCAGAGAAAAAGCAAGAGCAAACAUGGCCACGCCAACGGAGGAGGUCAGAAAUUGGAAACAGCUGCGCUGCGUCAAUCCAAGCUGAACUCAAUGAGUAAAUCUGACACCCGCCUGCAUGACAUGCACAGGCUGCCCUGCAACGCCAACGGCGCCCCUAAGAGCCGGCCGGCCAGCAUGGACCUCCUGCUCCUGCACACCCGCCGCUCCAAUUCUGACCUCCGAACCAGCUCUGGCCGCCAGCUGCCUCGUGUUCCCAACAAAUCUGACAGCGAGGAACGUGAGCACACCUACACUGAAGUUUGCCGCCGCACCUCUCCCACAUCCCACCCACCAGAUGACGGCCUGUAUGAGAGCGUUGGGAUCAAAGGGGCGGGAUCUGAUAAAGCCGCUCCGCCUGCUGCCCUUGCCCCGCCAUCAACCAACACGCCCACUCAGCGUCGUGCCCACAGCCCGACGUUCAGCGGGAAUGGCCAGGGUGGAAGCAGAGGAGGCAUGAAUCAAGAGGCAGUGACGGCAGAAUACGCCUCUAUACGGAAGGUGAAGAAGCUGGAGCGUGGCAGGAGGGAGGAAGUGGUGGAGGAUGGAGAAAGGGAGCACCAGAGCGUGUCCAGCAGUGAGUCCUCCAGCAGCACCUUGCCUAGGAAAACCGUGGAACCAUUUCACCUACCCAAUUUCCCAAAGGAGGCGGUCUUCAUGGGCAAUGGGGAGCAGUACAUUUGGAAACCACCAGAAGAGGAUGAGAUCAUCAUGCCAGGGGUUCCUCAGCUGGAGAACGGACACAGCCAUCCCACCGCCGUGGAGAUCUCUGACAUGUACUCUACCGUUUGUAAGACCCUGAAGAGGAGACACCAGCAGGGUCAAAGCCAGGAGGAGAGCAGGCCGAUGGCCUCAGCUGCGCCCCAGGAAGCAGACAGGGGCGCCGUGGGCUGGCCCGCUGCCGGCGCUACAGGGGAAGAGGCGUGGGGGAGGAGCGGCCCCCAGGAGGAGCCCUGCUACGAGCCUGUGGGCGAGAAGACGUGGCCCCGGGGCCUGGCUGUAGAGACAGACCCGGCUUACGCCACCAUCGAUUCCCACCGGAAAAGGGAGAAGCUGGCCAGCAACACGCUGAAGCCCAAAAAGAAGCCCCCACAGGCUCCGGGCAGAGCCAUGACCUGUGAGAACUUUUACGAGACAAUCGGCGAUGUGAAGCAAGGAGCAAACGCAGCGAGCACCACCACUAUCUUUACCUUUAACGACGGCAUGGAAAUGUACGUUACGGGGCUAUAAAAAAAGCCUGACUUAAACUGUCAAAUUAAACACCUAUAGAGGGGAAAAGAACAAACUGCAGCCCUCUUGUUCUGACAAAUGAAAAGAUACACACAGCCUACAGCUGCCAAACACAUGCCAACCUACAUAACCAGAUGACCAAUGUAUAUUUAUUGGAGAGCAACGCUCACGCAGACAAAAACAACACUGAAUUGGCUGAACCAGGCCUGCAGCCGGGCGGUUUUUAGCAUGCUUACCCAAUCCAGGGAUCUAAACUGGUUUUUCUGCUAUGCUACAGCAGUCGCUACAUGGCUAAAAAUGAUUUUUCUCUUGUUUCUCAGCAAAAUAUCUAAAUAUUCUUAAAUCAUGAUACAUUUAUUUGAGAAGCAAAAUGAUAUUAGAUAAAGUCUUGUUUUCUGAAAGAAAGAAAAAAAAAAAAACAUCAAAAUUAAGUGACAUUAUGCUUAAAACAAUGCCAAUGGGGUAAGAAAAAUAAAACUCAUUUUCCAUUUGAAUUAAGUUUAUUUCUUUUAAAUAAGCUUGUUUACUCUCUUACCCCAUUGGCAGAUAUUUUUUCUUGUUCUAAGCAAGGCCGUAACCAUGUCUUGAACAUUGGGGGGGGACCAAUUUUUUGUAAAGCAUAAAGAGAACAGUGAAGGAAAUUCUAGGUCUUAUUCUAGUUGGGAAAUAAUCAUUUUUGAACCAUUUGCAAAUAAUAUUUGCUUUAAAAUAUGCACAUAUGUCGAAAACAUAAAAGUCUCGUCAUACUCAGUUACAGUUACAGUUGAAUUACACAAAACACAUAAAUGCAUAUUUUCAAUUAAAAACAACCCAUAUUUGAGGAAAAAAAUCGAGUAGUUUGCAUCACUGGAUGUUACUGUCGGUCUUUUAUCUUUUAGAAAUUUCCACUCCCAUCGGUGUUUCAUGGUAUUGUGGUUUCACGCUUCUGUUUCCCAUACAACAUUGUAACUCGCUGCUUAACUACCAUAGUAUCAUUAAAGAAAUCAGCUAGCUAGUCACGACUGUUUCGCAAAACCUUGCUGCAAAUUUGUCAUUCAACCACGCUGGUUAAUGAUGUCACGCAGGUGGUGGAGUGUUAACUUCUUUUAAUGAAUCCAUUUGAUAUGAAAUUAAUGCUUUUUUGCUAUAAAUUACAGACAUCUGAGGACUAAUUCUCAUUUUUCUCAGUUAUUUUGCUUUAUUUACAGAUUCAAUCAUAGGCUCAUUCUUAUGUAUUAGAGCAUGUACGCACAUGCGCUGUCUUCAAAAAUGGCACUUUAGUCAGUGCCAAUAGCCUCGUGGGCAGCGCACCGACAUAUAGUGCCGAUGUGCUUCGGGCAACCUGAGUUCGAGUCCUGGCUCACGGUCCUUUCCCAAUCCCGUCCCCCUCUAUCCAUCCUGUCCCCCUCUCUCUCCCACUUCGCUUCCUGUCUACAUACUGUCCUUUCACAAUAAAGGCAAAAACUCCAAAAAAUAUAUAUAUAUUUUUUUAAACAGUGCUUUAAAUCUCUUGACAGACUAAAAGACGUAAAUGACAUUUGUACAUAUUUGAAAUAUAAGAUAUAGGUUGUACUGAAUCUCAGUUUGCUUAUUUUGCUCAAUAUAAGGAUUUGUUAAGUCCACGUCAUGCAAACAAGAAACUGCUUGUUUCAUGUUCCAUUGUUGGCGAGAGCUGUCGUUCCAACCACACAACUUUGAGAAGCUGUUUGCGAAUGUUCAUUGGAACUAUGGUUUCGGGAAACACCGACUCGUGCAACCAUGCUGAUAGCGACGAAACUUGCGACCAUAGUUGGCUAACAAUCUAUUUGGGAAACACACCAAUGUUUAGUAAAUCUCGCCCAUAAUAUCUUAAGUAAUUUUGCUUCUCAUGAUAAAUGCAUCUUCAUUUAAAAAUGUUUAGAUAUUUGUAAUGAAAAACAAGUCAAAAAUACUGAGUAAGACAGUGAUUUUUUGCAGUGUAAUGAUAGUUCACUGCAGGGUUAAAAUCAAUAUGACUGUAUGACUUACUGUAGCACAGGAGAGUUUGGAUCUGAUCAGGAUGUACACACUGUGGGUCAGUCCCACUGCUGUGUGAGCACUACCUGCAGAUUAACAAAGGGAUCACAUGAGACGCCCCCCCCUUCACUCUGAAAACACACCUGACUGGUUCUCUCAGCUUGAGACUGCCGUCCACCACCACAGUGUUAGUUUAGCUGAAACAGAAUACCGAGGUCUCUUUUUUCCACCUUAAACAUUAUGUUUGCGGAGUGACAGUUUAGGUGGUGUACAUACAGUAUGUGUGGUCAUUUUUCAGUACGCAUGUAACUUACAGUCAGGCUCAGGCGGAAUCUGCAGAUAUUUUUGCACUGGUCUUGGAGAAGAAUCUGCAGAAUUGUGGAUUUAAAGGCGUUAAAAUGAGCUACAAAGCUACCUGGUUACCUGAAUGCAUUACAUACAAUUGUUUUUACUUUACAAUAAAAUACAUUAUUUUUUUUAUUAUAUUAAAAUUUUAAAUUAUAUAUAUUUUUUAUAUACACCAACGUUCAAAAGUUUGGUUUCUCUAAGAUUUUUGAAUGUUUUUUUUAAAGAAGUCUAUUAUUUUUUCAGCAUUUAUUUGAUCAAAAAUACAGUAAAAACAGUAAUAAUGUUAAGUAUUAUACCAAUUUAAAAUAACUCUUUUCUGUCUUAAUAUAUUUUAAAAUGUAAUGUUUUCCUGUGAUGACAAAGCUGAAUAUUCAGCAGCCAUUAAUUUUUUGUGGAAUCCAUAAUAAGUUUUUUUAAAAGGUUCUUUGAUUUAUAGAAAAUUUAAAAGAACAGCAUUUUGUAACAUUAUAAAUGUAUUUGCUGUCAUUAACUGUAUUAAUUAAAAAAAAAAAGAAAAAAAAAAAAAAAAGGUAGGGAUGCACCGAUAUGAAAAUUUUGGCCGAUACCGCUAACCGAUAAUUCUUUAUAUUUGAAAGCCAAUAACCGAUAUAUUGGCCGAUAAAUCUAAAUCCAAUUUUUUAUAUAAUUUUUCAGAGGCUGAUUACAAAAACAAAAGUCUUACCAUUAAAAGCCAUGUCCAAAGCACACAAUUAUAAUGUUCUCAUAAUAUUAUGUAGUCUAUAUGACAAACUUGCACUGUACAUGUUGCGUUUAACUGUAUUUUCCUUUUUGAAGUGAUUUCAAUCAUAUUUCAAGCAAUUCAUAACCAUCAUGGUGGACAGUGUACAUCUGAAGUGUCUGAGCUGAAGGAAAUAAUCCAUUAUUUAUCAGCUUUAAUAUAUCGACCAAAUUUUCUUAUCAGGCCGAUAACAUUAACAUUAAAAAAGAACAUAUAUCGGCCGAUACCGAUAUGGUGGCCGAUAUUCGUGCAUCCCUAAAAAAAGUCUUACUGACCCCAAACUUUUGAACGGUAGUGUGUGUAUAUAUAUAUAUAUAUAUAUAUAUAUAUAUAAUUGUACCAUUAUUAUUAUUAUACAUAAUGUUUUAUAUAAAGUAUAUACAAAUAUCUAAUAAAGAAAACUGCAAAAUACUUGAUAUAUAAACACUUUGGCAAAGUUUUCUGUGGAGUUUUACAGGUUCAGAUUCCGUGUGGGCCUUCUUAAAGGUCACUUUAUGACUGUGUAAGUGCAUUAGCUCUUAAUUUCUGUUGUUUUUUUGUUAUUUUGUCUAUAGCAUGCCACUUCUGCUCAAUCUUUGGAUGUCAGGUAGUUUUAGUGAUAUGCCACUCGUUUCUCACAAGAUUUGAAUUUUUUUUUGUUUGCAAUAUGAACAGAAUGGAAAGUAGUAAAAACGGCAAAACAAGAUUUUCUCGGGAUGCCUCAGCCUAGUUAACAUGUCAUUUUCAAUGGCCAUUGUUAACAUGGGAGUUUAUGAGGCUUGUAGUGUCAGUAUGCUGGAACAUUGCGGUGUGAGUACAGAGGGCAAUAAAGGCUUCCAGUUUGGUCGGGGCCACUCUCGAUCCACUGCUCUCAGGUCAGUGUGAGCCAGCACUGCUCCCCGGCUCACUGGGCCUCCGACUGGCUUAGCCGCCAGCAGCAUUUCAUGGAGACAGUGUCCAAGGAAAACACAGCACAAGGCUUAUGGUUGCUAGUAAAUGUCUUUUGGAAGGACGUCUCAUAUUCUGGGCUGUCUGUGUGACUUGAUCCUAUUGUAAACAAUGCCUUUCCCACAUGCAUUAUGGGAGCUUGGAUUAGAAUUGGGGAAAAUAAUAGCACAAUGGAGCAACCUCUGCAAGGGGAAACCAUUUGAGAUGAUCCCCGAAGACUUCCAAGGCCCAUCAGCAUGAAAUAAAACAACUCCGAUGCAUGGUUGGUGAUUUUUACUACACUGCAUAUACAGAUCAUUAAAGUCUGUUGGAGGGCUACAGGAAAGGCCCAGAGGAAAGGGAUUUGGGGAUUCGAGAGGGCCAAAUUAUCAGCUCAGGGAUGGAUAGAUAGAGUUCAUUAAGGAUAAAUAACCAAGACACUGUCCUCAUCCAUGUCACACGCAACCUCUGGUGAGAAACGUUGGGUUUGUCAUGUCAGUUUUAAUAUAUACUCAGAUGAAAGAUUUUUAUGGCACUCUAUUUUCUUAUAAAAUUGUAUUGGUUGACUCCACUUGUAGCAACAUGUUCAGAAAGCUACUAUCACUGCCAUUCACGUGUUCCACUGUUCUGUUCAAGUAGGCUGCAACUAUUUCCUUGCUUGCAAUGCAUGCUUCUGAAAACAAAAGCUCUCGUUUUUUUUCUUUAUCCUCUCUGGUGCAUCAGAUAUAAUGUAUAAUUCAUACCCGUGCCUCACACUAUAAGACAUAGUGCCAAAAAAAUAAACACGGAAUACCGGUCACCAAAUGGGAAGAGGAGACACAACAGACUGCUGCUGCUGCUGAGAGGUUAUGGAUCGUCUCAGGGAGCACAAAGCACAUAUCUGGUCCAGGACUCGUCCAAAACAGUGGGGAUCUGGUCUCACAGCAACUGUAGGCUCUCUCUGCCACUAUUAACAUGUGUCCUUGAGACUUGACGUUUGCCAUAUUGAGGGAGGAAGUGUGCUCCACUUUAGCUUUGGCUUGGCGGUUCCUCCCACUCCUGAAUCUGUCCUUCUAGCACAGGGCUCGCUUUGUAUAGUGGGGUGGAUCAGUGCUUUUGAUGUUGUCGCUUCUGAGAAAGGCUGGGAGAAGCAAUCGUCCAGAUCGUCCAUUGUUUUUGUCGAAAACGAGGGUGUGAUUUGUACAGAUUGCACAAGGGUUUACUGGUUUUUAGAGGCAGAGAAAUGACAGGCCUGAAGUAUAUUUAUUGGCAAGUGUGUAAAUAAGAUAUCUAUUAAAAAUCCAUCUGCUUGCGUUAAACAGACGACAUCCAUUGACGUGAUGCUUCUCGUUCACCCAAAAAAACAAAAUGGACAUUCUACCAUAAUGAAACAGACCAAAUCGCAUGUAUAUAGAGCAUACUGCAAUGCAACAUAACUAUAUUAUGAAAAGAAAAGCUCUGGUAUUGAUGUUUUAAAAAGCAAUGAAAGGUUUCUACUUCUGCUGUUUAGGUUGUAUGUUGUGAAGUGUGUACUUAGUAACACUGCUUCCCCAGCAUAUGUCCUUGGCUUAACUGAGUUUAUGUGUGGUCCACCCAAAGUGUAACACAGAGUAUGGUGUAUAAAAAAAAAUAUCUGUUUAGUAAUAUUCUGUGCAAAAGAUUGUAAUGUUUUCUAUAAAAAAAAAAAAAAAAAUCAUUCAUAUGAAUAUUUGUUUUUACUUUUUUAAUAAAGUUGCACCUUAUGA
Molecule: messenger RNA, 7399 nt
Organism: Ctenopharyngodon idella (grass carp)
Lineage: Eukaryota; Metazoa; Chordata; Actinopteri; Cypriniformes; Xenocyprididae
Exons: 7
Coding region: 344-1708 (454 amino acids)
Biological process (GO): negative regulation of T cell activation; intracellular signal transduction; T cell receptor signaling pathway
Cellular component (GO): membrane raft; plasma membrane
Source: RefSeq, a predicted model, not a curated record